This is a messenger RNA of Gopherus flavomarginatus (Mexican gopher tortoise), 2305 nucleotides long. RefSeq names its product BLOC-1-related complex subunit 8-like. Gene Ontology annotation, molecular function: RNA polymerase II cis-regulatory region sequence-specific DNA binding; DNA-binding transcription factor activity, RNA polymerase II-specific; protein dimerization activity. The transcript is spliced from 9 exons. The record is from RefSeq and is a predicted model, not a curated record. NCBI's taxonomy places the organism in Eukaryota, Metazoa, Chordata, Testudines, Testudinidae. Gene Ontology annotation, cellular component: BORC complex. The coding region runs from base 143 to 1384 and encodes 413 amino acids. Gene Ontology annotation, biological process: positive regulation of transcription by RNA polymerase II.
CCGAGCCGAGCCGGGCCGGGCCGGGGGCAGCGCUUCGCCUCCUCGCCACCCAGCCGGGGCCGCUGCCCUGCCGGAGCGGAGCAGCCGGGAAGUUUCUGGGCAAAGCCACUGACCAGCAUCCCCUUGAAACAAGCUGUGAAAAAUGGGUCGGAAAAAAAUACAGAUCAGUCGAAUUUUGGACCAGCGCAACCGUCAGGUGACCUUCACCAAGCGCAAGUUUGGGCUGAUGAAGAAGGCCUAUGAGCUGAGCGUGCUGUGCGACUGCGAGAUCGCCCUCAUCAUCUUCAACAGCACGAACCGCCUCUUCCAGUACGCCAGCACCGACAUGGACAAGGUGCUGCUCAAGUACACGGAGUACAGCGAGCCGCACGAGAGCCGCACCAACUCCGACAUCCUGGAGACGCUGAAGCGGAAGGGCCUGGGGCUGGAGAGCCAGGAGCUGGAGCUGGACGAAGGGCUGGACCCCAUGGAGAAGAUCCGGAAGCUGAACGAGGGGGUGGACCUGACGGUGGCGCGGCCUAGGCUCUAUUCCUCAGCCCCUCUGCCCAGCCACGAAGCGGCCUACGUGGGCACACCACCCUCUGGGAGCGACGGAGGGCUCAGCAGUGCCAGCGGGUCCCCGCAGCACCAGAACCGACUGCCUGCGUUCAAGUCAGCGAUCCCCAAGCACGGCCAGCCUUCGGGGCGCUCCCCGGGGCCAAUGCCACCAGGCCUUGGCUACCCUCUCUUCUCCCAUGGCAACCUGAACCGAGCCCUGGCUACCAAGACCCCUCCCCCGCUCUACCUAGGGGCAGAAGGCCGCAGGGUGGAUGUCCACAGCAGUUUGUCCAGCGCCAGGAGCAAUCUGACAUCAGCACAGCGAUCGCUGUACCCUGGCCUGCAGACCAUGAGCCCCGUGCUGCCCGCUGGCAGUGGCAGCAUGCCAGCCCAUGGCCUAGGGGGCUUCCCCUUCCUCUCCUCAAGCCAAGCAGAGUACGGGCCCGGUGAGGCCUCCUCACACCCUGGCUACCUCCAGCCCAACGCCAUCGCCUCCUGGCAGCACCACCGAGACAUGGCAGCCUCCGCGCACCUGCCGCUAGGGGCAGGCGGCAGAGUGCUCCCCACCGACGAGGCAGCCCGGUCCCCCAGCAGCUCGCCCCAGCACCAGGCUGUCAGCAUCAAAUCUGAGCGGGUCUCCCCGGUGGUCAGCUGCAGCUCGGCCACCCCCCAGCACUCCCUGUCCUCCCUCAACGAUGUCCCCAGAGGCCCCGAGGACCCGCCCCAGCGAGACGAGUAUGCCAAGGCCUAUCACUACCCGCUGGUCCUGUCCCGGCCGCUGACAGAGGAGCAGCAGGGGGGUGUCCCCAUGCGGCGCCUGCAAGUGACGGACGUUUGGCAGAGAUAGUGGGGCCGGCUGUCCGGGGUGGGGGGACGCCCACGCUGUUUGCGUGUACGUACUGGCAGUGGCAGGCCCAAUGUGUCACAGCCUCCUCUUCUGCUCAGAAGCACUUUUACCUUUCUCCUUGGCUCCCCUGCAGCCACGGCUACCCACAGGGCAUGGCUGAGUGCUUGGGUGGGAAGGAAGUCCCAGAACCCCUUGGGUUGAGAGUUUCUGGGAGGAGCCCCCCUCGGUGCCCUGCCCCAGAACCCCAUGAGUUGUAAGUCCCUGGGGGGAGCCCCCCUCGGUGCCUUGCCCCAGAACCCCAUGGGCUGAGAGUGUCUGUGGGGAGCCCCCCUCAGGGCCCUGCCCCCGAGCCCCAUAGGCCAUGAUGCCUGUGGGGAGCCCCCCUCGGUGCCCUGCCCCAGAGCCCCAUGAGCUCAGCAUGCCCACGGGGAGCCCCCUCUCGGUUUGAAAUACAUCCCUAUCCUCUUUCCCUCCAGCUCUCUGAUUUCAUGUUAAAUGCAUGUUUGGGUGGAAGGUCUGUUCCUCUGAGCUGGGCUGGGGCCCUCGUGGGCAAGGCCCCCCUCUAAGCCCUCACUUGCCCCCCACCCCACUCCUAAUGCCCCAGACCAGCUGCAGGUGCCUCGGAAGCUCCAGGCUGUGGCUGAGCUGCAGGUCUGCUCCUGAUGCCCACAUCAACGCCUCCCACCCUUCCACUAGAACCAGUGCAGCACCACUGGGGCACAGCCGUGGGGCACGCCAGCACGGACAGGGCAGGCUGGGAAGGGCUGAGCUGCCCCGUGUGGGGGGGAUUCGGCACAGAGCCAGCCUCAGCCAGGCCAGCCUGUGGGAUUCGCAGUGUUCAGGUGCCGCUCGGGAUUAUUUUCUAUUUAUUAUGUUAUGUCCAGCCACGGGUUUGACCAAUAAAGAUUUGGGUUUUCCGGC